UAUUCGAAAACAUUUAACCCCGUUUCUCUCCCGUCCUCCUCGAAGGAGAUCUAGGGACCCAAAAACCCUAGAUUCCCGCCGCCCCUUUCGAUCUGUCUCCUCUUGCGCCGGAUUCGGCUAGAUCCAGAUCCCAAAAUCGGAGCCAAGGUGGAUUUCGGAUUGGUAGAUCGGAACCCUUCCCGUUCGAGCCAUCGGAAUCGGCCCUUUUUCAGUUUGAUCUCUCGCGGUUCCUUUUAUAGAUCUGGAGGUGGAACGCUCGGAUCGCCCCAUAGGGUUUGCGAUGUCUCCGAGUUUUGGUAAUGUGACAGCUUAAAGAUGAUUCAUUGGUCGGAUUCGGUUUGUUUUGAUGAGCGGAGAAUCGGUUUCUGGUUUUGUAGGUAGGAAUUUGGAUUAACAAUUUUGUUGGUUUUCGGCUACAAAAUUCUCUGAAUUAAAUUAGUUGUAAGAAGACUGUUGGAAUUUUGACUUCCGGUUCGGAGAUGGAUUUAUCUGCAGUCGGUGAGGAGCUGGCUCUUCUCGACGGGCAGAUCAACGAUAUUCUCAGAGUAUUGUCAAAUGGAUUCCAGAAAUUGGAGAAGAUCAAAGACCCAAAUAGGCAAAGCAGGCAGUUGGAAGAGCUUACAGAGAAGAUGCGGGAAUGCAAAAGGCUUAUCAAAGAAUUUGAUAGAGAAGUGAAGGAAGAAGAGAGAAGAAAUACUCCUGAUAUCAACAGAUUGCUGAAUGAUAAGAAACAGUCUAUGAUCAAAGAAUUGAAUUCAUAUGUGACUCUUAAGAAGCAGUAUGCAAGUAAUCUUGGAAAUAAACGCAUUGAACUUUUUGAUGCACCCGGUGGUGGAGAUGGGUUUGUUGAAGAAAAUGCUGUGUUGGCAUCAUCUAUGACCAAUCAACAGCUAAUGGAUACUGGAAACAAAAUGAUGGAUGAAACAGACCAAGCUAUUGAACGCACAAAAAAGGUUGUAGAAGACACUGUCAAUGUUGGAGCAGAGACAGCAGCUGCUCUCAAAGCACAGACAGAACAAAUGAAUAAGAUUGUUAAUGAACUAGAUUCAAUCCAUUUUUCAAUCAAGAAGGCAUCUCAAAUGGUCAAGGAAAUUGGUAGACAGGUUGCAACUGACCGCUGUAUCAUGUCCUUGCUUUUCCUGAUUGUGCUUGGUGUGAUAGCAAUCAUUAUUGUGAAGAUUGUGAACCCGCAUAACAAGGACAUUCCGGAUAUCCCUGGACUUGCUCCACCAGCCAACAGAAAACUGCUUUGGUUUCAUAAUUAUAGAUAAAAGUUCAUUCUUCUACUAUGGUUGUGUGCUCCUUGACAGCUAUUACAAUUAGCUCCCUGUACCUGACAAUGCAAUUUUUAUCAGCCAACGCCAGCUGAGAUCUUUCAUUGUUGGUUAUGUAUUUGUUCAUUUCUCAUAUAAGUUGUUUUUUUUAAGAAAAUUCUGAAUUUCAAAUCAAGAUGUGCUGAAUCAAAUGAAGAACAUGUUUUUUUCAAAAAUUACAUGUUGAAAUUCAGUAUGAUCCUCAUCUUGGUGGCUGGCAUGUUAGUUCUACUGUGAAUCCUUUCCAAAGCAACUUAGCCUUAUCAAAAGUGACCAAAGUUACUGCUGAUAUGCCAUUCCUUGCAUUC
This is a messenger RNA of Phoenix dactylifera (date palm), 1621 nucleotides long. Its product is annotated as putative plant SNARE 11. Gene Ontology annotation, cellular component: ER to Golgi transport vesicle membrane; endoplasmic reticulum membrane; Golgi apparatus. Gene Ontology annotation, biological process: vesicle fusion. Gene Ontology annotation, molecular function: SNAP receptor activity; SNARE binding. NCBI's taxonomy places the organism in Eukaryota, Viridiplantae, Streptophyta, Magnoliopsida, Arecales, Arecaceae. The record is from RefSeq and is a predicted model, not a curated record.